AUGUCCAUACUCGUGCGCCCGCCCAAGCGCAAGUUGCACGAGGUCGACGAAGGACCUCGGAAACUCAGCACCGUAUCAUGGUCUCCCGCAACUCGUUCCGACUCACAAUCCAGUUCAAGACGACCUAGUGAACCACUGGACUCUCAAAGCGAUAGCCACCCACAUGCCACAUCCCUUCGAGAGUUACACUCCAAUCGCGCGUCCCCAGUCCUCUUCGAUAAAGGAACCCUGCAGACCCCACGCAUUUUCAGCCCCACCGCCUCCAUUGUUCUCAUCGGUAUCCGAGGUACAGGCAAGUCCAGUUUAGCAGUAAUUCUUGCUGCGACGUCCGGUCGACGCCUCAUUGAUUCCGACCGGUACUUUCAACAGGUGUCCGGCUGUUCCCGCGCCGCUUUCAAGAAGGACAAUGACCAUACCGAAUACCGACUACAAGAGGCCCGCGUCUUUGAAUCUAUGUUGGCGGACAAUCAAGAAGGAUGUGUGAUCGCGUGCGGAGCCGGAUCAAUGGAGCGCAGCGGGCAAAGAUUGCUACGGGAGUAUGCCCAGACACAUCCGGUCAUCCAUGUUAGCCGCGACCCCGAAAGUAUUCAGUCAUAUCUUAAAGCAUGGCAUACACAAAAGGUCCGACACUUUCUGGAACUCUCAGGGCCAAUAUAUCGCGGGUGCUCGAAUUUGGAAUUCUUCAAUCUGUCGGAAUCGGGCAGCAGCCAACAUAUCACCAAGGACGGCAACAAUUCGUCACCGGGACCGAAGUUGGACCAGAGAUCCCAAACACCCACUCCAUUCUUGACUUUGAAACGUGUGCAGCGGGACUUUCUCCGUUUCAUUGCCUUCGUGACGGGUGAUGUCACUGAAAUGAACCGUCAGCAUUCGUCGUUCCCCUUGUCUCUUUUACCCGUACCGUCGCGGCCCUAUACAAAUUCCGUGUCGGUUCCAUUCUCUGCCUUGCGAGACAAUAGCUUGGAUAUUGAGGAGAUUGAGUUUGGCGUUGAUGCAUUCGAAGUAGCCAUUGAUGUCACCGCCCCUUCAGACCAAAUGGGUUUAGACUCGAAUCUGGCGGACAGCAUCAGUCAGGUUAUUUCGACAAUUCGUCGAAAUAUCAUAGUACCAAUAAUUUAUCACGUUGAGAGUUAUACCUCACCGAAAGGCCAUCUUUCACCGCCGCAGAAUGCUCGGUCCACCGAUGAAGCAUAUGCAAGCCUGGUUCGGCAUGGCCUACGACUUGCGCCAACAUUCCUGACAGUUGAUCUGUCUCGCGAUGACAGUCUCUUCAGCGAAGUUAUUAAUGCGCGGGGUCGUACCAGUAUCAUUGGCCAUUUCGAGACCUUCCGGCCUCUGCCAGGGGGGUGGGAUGGCGAUGAAUACAUGCAGAUCUAUGAGCGGGCAAAGAGACUUGGAUGUGACAUGGUACGACUUUGUCAACCAGCAGAGACUUCGGAAGACAAUGCGGCAGUUGAAAGAUUCCGACACCGUAUCCAAGGCCACCCAGGCGCCGUUCCGAUCAUUGCAUACAAUACCGGCCCUCUAGGACGUAUGUCGCGCUGCUUCAACCCUAUCCUGAGUCCAGUCACUCAUCCAUCCCUAAUGCGCGACAACCCUUCCCACGUACGAUCAAAUAUAACCGCUCGAGAAGCACAACAGGCUCUUUUUAGCUCUUUUGCGCUAGAUCCCAUGCAGUUCUUCGUCUUUGGCGCCAAUGUGACUUACAGUAUGUCACCAGCGAUGCACAACACUUCCUUUAAACUAUGUGGGAUGCCUCACCAAUAUACAAUAUUUCAAUCGCCCACUAUUCGGGGGUUGAAUGAGCUCGUUGAAAACCAAUUUUUUGGUGGAUCGAGUGUCAGUCUUCCUUACAAAACAGAAGUCAUUCCCCUCCUCCACUCCAUGUCUCCUCAUGCGCGGGCUAUUGGCGCCGUCAACACCCUGAUUCCCAUUCGGAACGAUGACGAUUCCGAUCCUCGCCUCUCCCAAGAAUCUUCGAUUUACUUGCAAAAGAGUCGCGCCGGUCCAAUCAAAGGCUUGCACGGCGACAACACCGACUGGAUCGGCAUUUGCAACUGUAUUCGUCGAGGUCUUUCACCUGCCAAUGCUGUCCGGCCUACGACAACUGGUCUUGUCAUUGGGUCUGGCGGUAUGGCACGUGCUGCUGUUUACUCGAUGAUUCACCUUGGUGUGCAGCACAUCUUUGUUUACAACCGCACCCUCGCGAAUGCAGAAAAACUGGCACACCAUUACAACCGUCAGGAAAUUUUCUCUGGUGAACAAGCCGGAGGUGAUGGACGUCCUCGGGUCAGCACCCUCACCUCAAUCAACGAGCCAUGGCCAGCAGACUAUAAACAACCAACAAUAAUUGUAUCAGGUAUCCCAGCCCACAGUCUCGGUGGCCAGCCAGCACCGAACUUCCAUGUUCCCACCCAGUGGCUUGAAAGCCCUACGGGUGGUGUCGUUGUUGAUUUGGCCUACAAACCCCUCAACACUCCUUUGAUGAAGCAAAUACGUGCUUUGUCGCACCGAGGCUGGGUAGCUCUGGAUGGACUUGAUGUCCUCCCCGAGCAAGGAUUUGCCCAAUUUGAACUGUUCACCGGUCGCCGUGCACCACGCCGACUGAUGCGGACGAUUGUUCUACGGGAAUACGUGGAUGAAGAGGGCCAUGAUGACCCACGCGCGAUCCAUGACAGACUACAGAACCUAGACGGCCAGCCAUCCUGA
Molecule: messenger RNA, 2709 nt
Organism: Penicillium pulvis
Lineage: Eukaryota; Fungi; Ascomycota; Eurotiomycetes; Eurotiales; Aspergillaceae
Product: putative quinate pathway repressor protein QutR
Exons: 2
Coding region: 1-2709 (902 amino acids)
Biological process (GO): chorismate biosynthetic process
Molecular function (GO): 3-phosphoshikimate 1-carboxyvinyltransferase activity; 3-dehydroquinate dehydratase activity; shikimate 3-dehydrogenase (NADP+) activity
Source: RefSeq, a predicted model, not a curated record